Molecule: messenger RNA, 962 nt
Organism: Alnus glutinosa
Lineage: Eukaryota; Viridiplantae; Streptophyta; Magnoliopsida; Fagales; Betulaceae
Product: protein LPA2
Exons: 2
Coding region: 61-630 (189 amino acids)
Cellular component (GO): chloroplast
Source: RefSeq, a predicted model, not a curated record
CACACAAAAAACACCCCACAAAAACCAAAACACAUUCGUUCAUAACCAACUAAACUGAAAAUGGCGCUACAUAUCCACUUUGCAUCUUCUUCCUUCACCAACAAACCCUAUCAUCAUCUUCCUCAAACACCUCUUUUCCACUCACCCACCAAACCCAAACACUCCGUAAAUUCCCAGAACCCGUCAGAAUCCCAGAAACCCACGACCAACCUCGAUGAGACCGCCUCUGCUGCAACCCCACCAAAGAAAACCGGCUCAUCUGGGCUGGGGUUUGGAUCUUCCUCGCCAUCAUGGCCUUCUAGUAAACCAAAUCCGAGGGCAUCGAUAAUUAGGCGGUCACCGGUUGAGAAACCCUCGGCUUUUGUGAGCCAAGAAGAUAAGGUUAAGGCAAAGGAGGAGAGUAGGAAUGAGAGUGCUUUUCUUCUUGCUUGGUUGGGGCUCGGCGGAAUCAUUCUCGUCGAGGGCAUUGCUCUCGCGGCCUCGGGCUUCCUACCAGAAGAGUGGGAUAAAUUCUUUGUGAAGUACUUGUACCCAUCCUUUACUCCAACAGUCUUCUUGUUUGUUGCGGGAACAGUUGUUUAUGGAGUGCUCAAGUACCAGCAGAAUGAUCAAGUUAAAGAUGAGAAAUGAUAUUCAGUUAAUAUAGACUGAUAUUUUCAGGUUCUACAAGGAGAAAUUUGUUACAUUUUCUAAGUGAGUAUCUUUUACUGGUUUCUUUAGCUAGGAGGUUGUACAACUGUGCCUGCCAUGCUUGAUAGAAAGAUGAAUCAGAUAAGAAAAUAUCAAGUUUUAAACAACUCUAGGUGCCAUCAAUUGAUGAGUUUCUUUAGAAAAUGUACUUGUGGGGUGCCUUCAAUCAUUAGAAUGCCGCUUUCCAGUUAGGUGUGGAUCUUAAUCCCAUUCAACGUUUCUUGGUGUCACUUCAUCAAAGUUGUAUGAGAAUUAGAUGACAUUCAGGCUGA